AUGUAAAAAAAUAUAACCUUUGUUUGCAUUAGUGACACUCAUGGAUUACUUAAUCCUUCCUCGGUUAAACCUACUAUAACUUUACCCUAAGGAGAUGUUUUGAUCCAUUGUGGGGAUUUUACCAAUUGUGGAGAACUCGAUGGAAUAAAGAAAUUUAAAUAGUGGUUAAUCUAAUAGCCAUUUAAAUAUAAAAUCUUGAUUGCUGGAAAUCAUGAUCUAACUCUUGAUAAUAUAAAGUAUCCAAAAUAUUUAAAGGAUCCACAGCUUUAAGCUGAAAUCAAAGACCUUUAAAACUAAUGCAUUUAUUUAUUAAACUCUUCAUGUGUUGUUGAGGGAUAUAAAAUCUGGGGAAGCCCGUACUCUUUGGAGUUUUGUAAUUGGGGUUUUGAAUUAUUUCCCAAAGAUGCUUAGAAGUUUUGGAGCUAGAUUGAAGAAGGAAGUGACAUUGUUGUAACCCACGGUCCUUCAUACGGCCAUGGUGAUUAUGUUAAUAAUGCUGGACAUGUUGGCGAUAAGGAAUUGUUGAAUAGGAUUAAGCAGAUAAAAGCAAAAUAUCAUCUAUUUGGACAUAUUCACGAAGGAUAUGGUAUUACAGAAGAGGAUGGUAUCAAAUUUGCUAAUUGCUCUUUAUUGGAUGAAUAUUAUAAAGUUACUAAUGGUCCUAUAGUAUUUUAAUUGCCUUCGAAAUUACAAUAGGAAAAUUGA
Molecule: messenger RNA, 705 nt
Organism: Paramecium octaurelia
Lineage: Eukaryota; Ciliophora; Oligohymenophorea; Peniculida; Parameciidae
Source: the annotation of a GenBank genome assembly